UUCUGUGCCUGUCAAAUUAUUUAGCUAGCUAGAUAGCCAAUGUUAGCCCUGGAUGACACUCAAAGGAAUGGCGAGCAGCUGAGCAGUUUCUGCCAAAAUUACACCGGGACACACGUUAACAUCUCUGUUAAAGGGACUUUUACAGCUCUUUAGCAAAUACGCAGCGGAUGGCCUGGACAGCGCUUGUCGUGGGGCCUACAUAGAAAGAGGGACAUCAAUCUGAACCUCUGAAUGAGUAAUGAACCUUAACCCCUUCUGGAGCAUGUCUGCCAAUACAAGUCGCAAGAGAUCUGACGUCGAGGAACAGAGUGGGCACAGGGAGCAGAGAGCCAGCCCGGCCCGACUGCCCUUUGGCAAAAAGCAGCUUCCCCCCAUUCCUAAGAAUGCAGCCCCCAUUACCAAGCCUGCAUCAACGGGCACCCCAGCCCAGUCAGCCAAUGGCACACACGCCUCCUAUGGCCCUUUUUACUUGGAGUACUCUCUGCUGGCUGAGUUCACACUAGUGAUUAAGCAGAAACUCCCUGGAAUUUAUGUGCAGCCAUCCUACAAAUCGGCACUAAUGUGGUUUGGGGUCAUAUUCAUCAGACAUGGCUUGUACCAGGAUGGAGUCUUCAAAUUCACAGUGUAUAUUCCAGAUAACUAUCCAGAUGGAGAGUGUCCUAAAUUAGUGUUUGACAUCCCAGUCUUCCAUCCUCUUGUUGACCCUGUGUCUGGAGAGCUUGAUGUCAGAAGAGCUUUCAACAAAUGGAGACGAAAUCACAACCACAUCUGGCAAGUGUUGAUGUAUGCACGUACAGUUUUCUACAAGAUCAAUACCACGGAACCACUCAACCCAGAGGCUGCUGUGCUAUAUGAAAAGGAUGUGCAGUUGUUCAAAAGCAAAGUGGUGGAUAGUGUGAAACUAUGCAACAGUCAUCUUUUUGACCAGCCCAAGAUAGAUGAUCCCUAUGCAAUAAGUUUUUCGCCAUGGAACCCAGCUGUUCACGACGAAGCAAAAGAGCGGAUGUUCACAUACAAAAGACGGCCUGAGGAUCACCACAAGGGAACGCAGGUGUCAGGGCUGUCUUGGGUGAAGCCUGGUUCGACGCAGCCCUUCAGCAAAGAUGACAGUCCUCCCCAGAGCUGAAUCUGCCCUGUCGCUGCAGCCGCCACUAGAGGGAGGCACAGCUGUUUAUUUGAGCUGGAUCCAUGAAACAGUUGGGAGAACUCUUAUGUUAAAUCUCCACCUUAUUGCUCAGCUUUAAAAGCUUUGUAGGCAUUUCCUCAAACAGCUUUAGAAUAAGGAAAACGUUUGUAUUAUAUGUAAAUCGACGAUGACAAAUGGAUGUCUGCGCAAACAUCAUUUAGGCUGUGAUGCAAUCAAAGAGCUUUCUCAUUUAGAUUUUCAGAUCCAUGCACAUGUGGGGCUAGUUGAUACAACAUUCUGUCCCAAAAGGAGCUGAAAAGUAUCAAAGCAUUCAUACGGUAAGUAUAGUGGACUACAUGAUCUCUACCACUUGUUAAAAUUGGCUCAGGACUGUUUAUUUGUCAGACUUGGAAUGUUGUUAGUCCCAUCUGUGUGAAUUAAACCACACCUCCCAUUACCUAAUUAGCUUGACAUGAUAUGUUUUAUAUUUGCUUCUUAUUGGACAAUGAUUUAUUUUUAAUCCCACUGUGUAAACUAUUGUCUUACAUAGUUCCUAAUAUAUAUAUAUAAAUAAAGCAAAGCAGGCAAGGUUUUAAAUGAGAUGCUAAAUAAGUAAGCUCAUGUAUUUUAUUUUGUCAGAAUUUAAAUUAAUUUUGGAAUAUUUUAUGUACCUUUUUGGCUGUUGGUUAUUAAAGGUUUGAUGUGUAAAUAACUGAUGCUGUGCUAAACUUUGACUGUUAGAGACCUGUCUGCAUUGAUGCUUGGAUUUUCUAAGUUAAUUUUUUUGGUUUUCUUUGCAAGUGUUACUUAAGUUUCCUUUUUUUAUUUUAUUUUUUUUUUGUUACUGCAUUAGUCUGAAGGAAAAUCAGGAAUGUAUUUUAUUAAGGUUCAGUUAACUGGUUUCUGAGCAGCACAAAAUGAAGUGUUGUCCAGCAACAAGACUACACCUUUUUGGGGUGUGCCAGACAAAUGUCUUGUUUUAUGUAAUGUCUUCAUCUGAAGAGAGCUCUUGCUAAUUUUAAGUAAUAUUGCCCAGCCACUUUCAAUAUUGUCAAACUAAGGGUGUGGAAAAAUGUGUGGGAACCCAAUAAGGAAAGUACUAUUUUGGUAUAGUAGAAAUGGUGUUGAAACCUGUUAGAUCUAUUUAUAGCUGCUGUGAUAGGUAAGGACAUAACAAAAUCCCUGUGUACUUCACAUACUGGCAUUUGGGUUGUCGGCAUCUUCAAAUGUCUGAGUUUGAAUGAGUUACAUAUCGACCCAUUCCUGCUCCCGUUUGUGAAAGACAUUACUGCAAAGAUGACAUGAGAUUAAAAAGGAUUUUCUCUGGGGAAAAAAAACUAA
Molecule: messenger RNA, 2467 nt
Organism: Perca fluviatilis (European perch)
Lineage: Eukaryota; Metazoa; Chordata; Actinopteri; Perciformes; Percidae
Gene: aktip
Product: akt interacting protein
Exons: 10
Coding region: 239-1126 (295 amino acids)
Source: RefSeq, a predicted model, not a curated record